Messenger RNA from Mangifera indica (mango), 2243 nucleotides. Its product is annotated as zinc-finger homeodomain protein 6-like. Lineage: Eukaryota; Viridiplantae; Streptophyta; Magnoliopsida; Sapindales; Anacardiaceae. Gene Ontology annotation, biological process: regulation of DNA-templated transcription; regulation of developmental process. The record is from RefSeq and is a predicted model, not a curated record. Gene Ontology annotation, molecular function: transcription cis-regulatory region binding; DNA-binding transcription factor activity. The transcript has a single exon. Gene Ontology annotation, cellular component: nucleus. Bases 874 to 1908 code for a protein of 344 amino acids.
AGUUGAAGUCAUAUGUAUUAAAUACAAUUAGGUUUGUUUAGGUUUGCAGAGAGCUAGCAAGAGUGCAGAUAAAAGAUUGUACCAUAGCACUCAGAGAGUGGGGAGAGGCAAUAAUUAGGGACCUGGACCCGUAUGCAGGCUAUGGAAGAGAACUAACAUGAACCUGUCGGUUGUUCUGCAAAAUUACUCUCUAUUCAGCGACUUUAAUCUCUCCCCCAUCUUUGUCCACUUCGAUCGUCAUUUGUUCUCUUUCUUGUUUUCCCGUUAGUCUAAUUGAGUUUUAGAUUUUGCUUACUCAAUGCUUGAAUCAGCUUUUUUUAUAUUUGCUCUUAACUUGAGGAUAUUAUUUUCUUAAUGCUGCAAUUACUUUCUUCUUUCUUCGAAUCUACCGCGUCUACUUCAUGAAGGUGAGUCUUUCAUUUAUUUAGCUAGCUAGCUCAAGGCAUUUGGGGUCUAAGUUCAUCUCCUGUUUCAGUUUCAAAGAUGUUUCUUUUCUUUUGUUUGUUGAGUUUGUCCGAAUAAGAAACUUAUAAUCCAUCUAAUGUACUGCUCAACUUUUGUUGACGCAUCGCUAAUGCGGUUGUAAUCAGUGAAAAUGGGUUGGUGGGUUUAGCACUAAGAAUGUCAAAAUCAAAAAUAAGAGAGCUGAAGAAAAAAGUUUUGAUGUUUGGUUAGAGUGAUAAUCUCUUUGAUUAAGUGGUUUCUCAGGUUAGCUGGUGUGAAUUAGGGUUGAAAAUUUUAGGAAGACUUCUUCAGUGGUUUCAAAAUGAUGAUUCGGUUGGUGAGGAUGAUGGUUUAAGAAGAUCCUUUUAUUGUUUAACCAAGCGAGGUGGCUUAGCUGAAAUCAAGAAGUAGAUCAUCAGGCCAAAUUUAAUGGAGCUGAGAGACCAAGAUGCCGAGAUAGGGAUGCCAAGUUCUUUGGUUCAUAACAGGGCUUCUUCGUCAAAAGUUUCAUCAACACCAAUAAAUUCAGCAGUGGGAGAAACAAGAAGGGAUCAUCAAACAUCAAAUCAUGUUCAUGGCGAUGUUAUCUUCAAUUCACCUCAAGCCCUAGAUCAACAUCCGCUUCUUUUCACUCAAUUGAAUCCACACCAAAACAUUCAUAAGCAGACCAGAAGAGAUCUCGACAUCGACUCAGAUCCAGUUCCCACCACAGAUGUACAAGUAUCUAGCAGAUCAAACGUGAGACAACCACAGCCACUGCAAGCACCGCCGCCAGCAGCAGCUACGGCUGUCGUGCCUUCCGUUAGAUACCGAGAAUGCCAGAAGAAUCACGCUGCAAAUAUGGGAGGUCAAGUGAUGGAUGGUUGUGGAGAAUUCAUGCCAGGUGGUGAAGAAGGAACCGCAGAAGCUUUAAAAUGUGCAGCUUGUGAAUGUCACCGAAGUUUUCAUCGAAGAGAAGUUGAUGGGGAACCACAAUUAUAUCCACCCAAUUCUUUUUACACCUACAACCCCACUAGAAACAAAACUACUCCAAGAAAUACCAUGCUUCAUCAUCAACAACCACUUCAAAAUCAGCCUUUUCAGCAUCAUCCCAGAUUCCCCUACAAUAAUCCUGCAACGAUGUAUGCACCGAUGAUGAUGAACUUCGGUGGUGGUGGUUGCGGAGGAAGCAGUGGUGGGGGCCCAGCAGAAUCUUCAAGUGAAGAUCUUAAUCUGUAUCAGUCUAACAAUGUUAGGCAAACAUCAGUUGUUCCACAGUCAUCGAGGAAGAGAUUUAGAACUAAAUUCACCCAGGAACAGAAGGAUAAGAUGAUGGAGUUUGCAGAGAAGCUGGGAUGGAAGAUGGUGAAACAAGAUGAGGAAGUGCAGCAGUUUUGUAGUCAAGUGGGAGUAAAGAGACAGGUUUUCAAGGUCUGGAUGCAUAAUAAUAAACAAGGCUCUAAGAAGAAGCAAAAUGAAGAAUAAAUUACAUUCUUCUUCUAGCCUCUCUGGUAGCAGAUAGAGUUGGUGGAUUAUUAAAUUAGAUGUUGAUUAAUAUCUGUCCAUCACUUGUAUUAGCCUGUUGAUCAGAUACAUUUAUUUUUAACUCUUAUUAGUUACUACAAGUCCUUUGGCCAAACUUCUUUCAGUAGGGGAAAACUUAAUUAUAAGCAUUGUAUCUUUUUGUUCCUUUAGUUUUUUUGGGUGGACAUUUUAUGUUCUUCACUGUUCCAUUUGACCCUCCUAGACUCUUAAUUAUGAAGGGUUUGAUUCCUUCAAUUCUAUGAAACCCUACCAAUAAUCCAUCUUCAUUUUCUCAA